AUGGAGAGGCCACUUGACGUGUGGAGCACGGGCCGGGCACACGCCUUCUCUCUCACCACCAUCUACUUUAGAAGGCCGGUCACCUCCGCACGCUCCAAGGUGGAAGCUCCUCAGCUGACUCUCACAGAGGCUCGUCCCUGGUUCAGGGCAGUGGAGGACAGCCCCUUCCUGGUAAGAGCAGACACGGACACUCUGCAGGAGCAUCCCACACGGGUACUGAAGGAGAACCCCGGCUCGGUGCCUGCCACAGCGCCUGGGAGCCCGGAGAAGUCAACGGUGCAGCCUGGCUUCCUCAGCCGGCCUCGUGCACUCUACAGCUGGCCCAUGCCCGUGGCCCGCACUCCCCCGGGCGGCCCCGCAGCCCUGGCCUGGGCCAACCAGAGCGGAGCGCGCGACUUCGUGCUGCUGGGCUUCGCGCACGUGCCCAGGCUGCGCCCGCUGCUCACCGCACUCUUCCUGGCGCUCUUCCUGCUGGCGCUGCUGGGCAACACGCUCAUCGCGCUGCUGCCCGGCCUGGACCCCGCCCUGCGCGCGCCCAUGUACUUCUUCCUGCGCCAGCUGGCCCUGGUGGAGCUCUGCUUCUCGCUGGACGUGGCGCCGCGCCUGCUGCUGACCCUGCUGCGGCCCGGGCGUGGCGUGUCCCCCGCGGCCUGCGCCCUGCAGCUCGUGCUGUCGUGCGUCACGUCCGAGUGCUUCCUGCUGACCGCCAUGGCCUGGGACCGCUUCGUGGCCAUCUGCAGGCCGCUGCACUAUGGCGCCCUGGUGAGCCUCAGGCGCUGCCGCCUGCUGGCCACUGCCUGCUGGCUGGCGGGAGUCCCCGUGGCGCUGGUCUUCACCGCCUGGCUGUUCAGCUUCCCCUUCUGCGGGCCGCGUGGCAUCCGCCACUUCUUCUGUGACAUCGCCCCUCUGCUCAGCCUGGUGUGCGCAGACACCAGGGUCUUCGAGGCCAACGUGUUGGCGGCCACGGUGCUGGUCAUCAUCAUUCCCUUCUGCCUGAUUGCCACAUCCUACGCCAGGAUUCUGCCCACUGUCCUGCGGAUGCCGUCGGCCUCAGGACGCCUCAAGGCGCUGUCCACCUGCGCGUCCCACCUCAUCGUGGUGAUUCUGUUCUAUGGCACCACGGGGGUCAUCCAUUUGCGCCCCAAGGCCAGCUACUCUCCUGAGAGCAAGCAGGUGGUGUCCCUGUCCUACACCCUGGUGACCCCCAUGCUCAACCCGCUCAUCUACAGCCUUCGGAACAAGGAGGUGAAGGCUGCCCUGGGGCGCCUGUGUGGUCAGAGAAGAGGUCCCCACUUUCCAUGACCUGUCUCUGAUUCCCAGCCGUUUUGGCCGGCUCCUGCCCUCGUAGUCCUUAGUGAGGUCACUGUGCACCAGAACUCUGCCUUCUCCUGGGGCUCCCCAGUGGCCCUGAACCCACAUCCUCCCUGCGGCUCCAAGCACUCAGCACCCAGGGCUCA
This is a messenger RNA of Ictidomys tridecemlineatus (thirteen-lined ground squirrel), 1457 nucleotides long. Lineage: Eukaryota; Metazoa; Chordata; Mammalia; Rodentia; Sciuridae. The record is from RefSeq and is a predicted model, not a curated record.